This is a messenger RNA of Porites lobata, 16349 nucleotides long. The record is from the annotation of a GenBank genome assembly. Lineage: Eukaryota; Metazoa; Cnidaria; Anthozoa; Scleractinia; Poritidae.
GUUUUUUCGCCUAAAUGCAAAUGAGACGAGAACAUUUAGGUGAGCUAGAAGAAUAGUUAAGCUCGCUUUCGAGACCAUUUCACAGUAACUUCAAGCGUCAAACAUAUGAUACUAAAUAUGAACUGGUUUUGUUUUAAGAGUUGAGAGUUACUGUGUCGCAGUUUGGCGAAAACAGCUGAAAAGGAAUUCCACGCCGGUAAGUGCGAACUCAGCAGUGUUACAUUAAUUUGCGGCACAUUUUUCUCUGAAAGUCAGUAUCUUGUUUGUUCCAGGUUUGAGCGAAUUGAGAAAUCAUCUCACAUGGUGAUAGCUUUGCUCAUUAAUCUUUCUUGUAUACUGACUUCAUAGACUUGCGCUAGACUUAUCCAUUCCUGACUGACAUAAUCAUGUCUGACUACUUAUUAUUCUGGAUUAUUCUUACUACUCGACUCGCUUGGAACAAGCAUGUACGAACUGGUUUAUCUUAAAGCCAAAUAAACUUAACUCCCUUACAACCAAAUUUGUUGAAAAUAAUUUCCGUAGUUGUGCUUGAUGAAGUGUCUCAUAUUCUGUAAAUCGCAUCUCAGAGAAUUUUAGAGUCGUAUAAAUCAACCGACUUUAAGUCAAGGAAUUUAUCCUAAGCACGGUUUGCUAACAAUGUGUGAUAGGUAAAAAGCCCACAUGAUGCACAAAUUUAAAUUUGCCCUCAUGUCGGUCGAUAAAGUGGACUGAAAAAUCGAAAUAAUUUUUUAUAUAUAAUUUAUAUUUCACAAAGUGUACUAAGAGGAAAAUAUUUGUUUGGUUGGUUAUGCAGAUAAGCCGGUUGGACUAAUGUAAUAUUUAUAAGAAUUGUUUUAACGGGAACUUUAGUUACGCCAACUGCUUGAUUUCUUAAAGCUUUAUCUAAUAGAUAUAUCUACUUCAUAGUCAAAAAUGGACUUAUUUUGGUAAAGAAAGUACAAAAUACACCGACAGGUAGCAGAAUGAAGAGAGAGCGGUGAACUAAGGAAUAUCACUGAACUCAUUAUCCAGUCUCUGAAAUCGAAAUUUGUAGACUGAAUGAACGGGAGGCUGACUUGACUGAAUGGAUACUCUACAGCUUGACAAGCUGGCUGACUAACCACCAAUGAUCGAGCAGAAUACUACGGACGUCUACCACACUUGAAGAAAUGAUUCGGUUGAAACAAACCCGCGCAGUCUGCCUAUUGUGUUAGAACUGUAAACUGCAUUGAAGUGGCCUACGACAAAUCUAUUGCAAAAGCAAGCAAGAUGGGGUUGAGUAAACGGACGGAGUGACAGAGUUUUCUCGCUUGAAUCAUUUAUUAGGCUAUUCAUUAUUAAUAAUAUCAUUUAUUGACAGAUUGAUUGAUUGAUUGACUGACUAACCCUUCCACGGUUUUUUAUUUUCACAAGGAUCAGUCACCGAAAAUCCAUCGACAACGUUACGUUGGCUCGAAAGAGCGCCUUUCAAAAAACCAGUAAGGGUGAUAAGUUUGAGGGUGAUUUGAUAAAACUAACGAAGAAAUGGCUCCGCAACGUCACGACAUUUUACAGACGUUUGUUUUCGCGUAUAUAGAGCAUGUGAUGGGCGGGUCGAAUAAAUGCACCCAUUACAAUUUUGCGACUUUGCUCGUUUCGUAUCGCUAUGACCGAUCGGUCGUUAUGUUAUGAACUCAGACAGGUCAAAUGUUUUUUUUUUUUUUGUCUUCUCACCUAUAUCUAUAGGACCUAUAGAGGAAAACGCAAGGCGACUUAGAUCUAAGGAAGCAAGAAUACUGAUGUCAUGGCCUUCUUUUCUAAGGUGCGACAGUGACUGAAUCCCAACAUUUAACAAACUGUACGGUUUUCUUAAUUGCAAAGACAAUAAGUAACUCAUAAAACGGUUCGAUUUUUAGGGCGACCAUGUGUGGCUUUCUGUGAAAAAUACCAGAGGCUUUCAUAUUCCUAUUGGCGCAGUGGUUAAAUCAGUCGAUGGACUUGGAAUGCUGCUGACCGAUGAUGAAGGACAGGUAUAACUUACCCGUCUAGAGUUAGCUAGUGUUCACACGAUAUACCAAUCACGGACACACGAUCUCAAGAGCGUUGUACUCACACCGGAGCAUAUUAAUGUAUCUCAAAAUAGAACGGUCAGUCCCUGAAAACUAAAUGAUUUAGGCCCCGUCAAUGGGAAUUGUUUGCACGUUUGGGUUAUAGGCUCCUGAAACACUUUGUGUUACUCUAGCGUGGGAAAGAUUGAAAAUGAUUGGAAACUGCGUCAAGUGGGUCCCUGAUUUUUGUGAGCAAAUUUUAAAAUUAUACGGGCGAAGUUGACGGAGUAUCACUUAAGCGAACUUUCCAGCAGUUGACCUUCAGCUCAAACAGUUGCGACUAAGACAAGUGAUAAAAUGUGCAUGAGAAAAAUUGGUAUUGAAAUAAAUUUUUCAAAAGAUGCUUUUCGACAGAGACCCGGAAAGAAUAAUCUACCCUUACACUUUUCUUUGAUAUAGCGUGAAAAUAAAGUUAGCGUUCUAACAAAGAAGAGCUUGUGAGUAAUUAAUAAUGUGAGCCAUGUCCAUGGAUCUUUCAGGAACACUUUCUCAGCGGAUCAUCGCUCAGUGAUGAUGUUCAUUCGAUGCAUCCCAGCUGUAUUUCAGGGGUUGACGAUAUGAUUCAGCUCGGUGAACUCACAGAAGCCGGGAUACUCAGAAAUCUGUUCAUCCGAUAUUAUCGCCACAAAAUUUACGUAAGUUUGACACUCCACCGAAUUCGAGGAAGACAGCUAAGAUAAUCAACUGAAUGAUCUAACAUUAACAGCAGCAAACAUACAAAGAAAAUUUGAAGUUUAAAUACCAACCAUUUCUUAACGGCAAGUUAUCUAAGACGCUCGGACAACUACUCCCUACAGUGUAAAUGGCCCCUGACGUUGUUCAGUUACUACUCGACACUCUAUGAGGCGGACACAGCACCUCACUAAGAUGGACACGCUUCCCAAAAGUCAAAACUUGCCUGCAUGCCAUACCGAGUUUUAGUCCGUGAUUAAAACGGGAUUUUACGAAAGAAUUUUUUGCUGAAAAUUCUUUCGUCGCCGUGCAUGGUUAAGAAAACUUAAGACUGGCGUAGAAGGACGUCAGUGCCGAUUAACAAAAAGUAGGCCAGAGUUAACAAAGACAACGCAGCGUCAAAAGGGAAAGCGAAUAGGCCCCCUCUAUACAAGAACCUGUUUAGCCUAGGAUUUGAAACAAGUUCUUAGUUUCUAAAACCUAAGAAAAAAAAUAUGUACACCGGGCAAAUAAGAUAAGAAAAUAAGUCAAUAUUCAGGAUCGACAUAAAAUUAUGUGCCUAAUCAAACCAACUGCAAUGUAAUGUUAUACAGAUUUUAUAUAAGGAAUAAGUUGAAUACCACUUAAUACUCUUAGCUACAAUGUAUUUUUCUUCAGAAAAUAAAUAAGAACCUAUAAUUUGUCAUUUAUGUAAGAACCUCAGUUUAGGCUAACUUGGGGAAAUGCGAGUACUUACUCGCGGGUUUUUACCGUACAUGUACUUCUUGACAUGACUGUAUUUGCUUCCUACUCUUCUCUAGACUCAUAUCGGGAAGGUGUUGGUAGCCGUUAAUCCUUACCAUCUUUAUCCGAUCUAUGGAGCAGAACACAUAAACCUUUAUAAUCAAGAAACCGAUGUUACCAACGUACCACCCCACAUAUUCUCUACCGCACAUCAUGCCUUCAUUUCCAUGAAAAGACGACUCCAAAACCAGAGUAUUAUAAUCAGGUACGAUAUAAUGAAUAUACACAUAUCAUCAUUAGUAAUCUGGCCACAAUUUCACAGACGACCGAUACUAGAAGUACUAAACGGACUUAUUGAGGCCGAGUGAUGUUGAAAACAUUUUGGAGAUUUUUCCACAAGACCAGAGCUGCCAGUCUGUGGAACAUUUUUGAGCUUGAUUUUUUUUUGUCGCUUCCAUAGCGGUGAAAGCGGUGCAGGCAAAACAGAAUCCACCAAGUUAAUUUUACGUUACUUAACAGUGGUCAGCGGACAACACACCACACUUGAUCAACAAAUUCUUGACGCAAAUCCUAUUUUGGAAGGUAUGCAAGUCACGAGGUUUAAAUUUUCACUCAUAACAUUAUUUAAUUAAUCUUUUACGAGUUAACCAGACUGGAAAUUAACCAUUUCAUAUUCCUAUAGAAGUUCUAUAUAUCUAUUUGUCAGCUUUUGGGAAUGCAAAAACUGUACGAAAUGACAAUUCAAGCCGGUUUGGAAAGUACAUCAACAUCUACUUUAACAGACAUGCAGUCAUUGAAGGAGCUAGAAUUGAGCAGUAUCUCUUGGAGAAGUCCAGAAUCGUAUAUCAGGUAGGUUUGUUAUCAAAGCAAGAAAAUAAACCUCUGCUGAGGUGAAUGAAUGAUGGAUGGGAUUUAUCUUUUCAGUAAAGAUGGUAGAACUAUUUUUCUUGUUUCCGUAGACGAGAUAAUGGCAUUAAAACUAGUUUGUCAGUUGUUCAUUGUAGGACUAAGAGAUACCCAAUCUAAGAACCAUGAAGUCUAAGUGUGUACUUCCUUGCCUCUAAUGCAGCCCUUAACAAUGGCAAUACCUCGCAUCUGUGCACUUUUCCUCAGUACAUAUUGACACUGACUUCGCAGGUGAAAAGAGUUUCCAAAACUCCCGGAGAAAAAUUUGUCUCAGUCUCGGGUGACCGUCUUUUUCUCCAAUUAAUACAUAUUUCGAUUUCUAAAAAUAAUAUAAGCUCUAAGCCUAUAGCCACCUAGAUAUAUUUGUUUUAAAGCACGAGAAACAUUCAUGAGUAGACAUCGCAAGCUUUCGCUUAGUUUAGUUGACUUUUCAAGAUAUGAGUUGUUUCAAGGGAAAUUUCCCUAGAACUUUGAAUUGAUGGUGCGUGAAAAACAACGGGGGGGGGGGGAUUUGCUCUCUGGAGUAGACAAACCAAUUUUAAGAGGUGUGUGAUUUCCUUCCUCCCGUUAGAUGCCAGAUGAGCGCAAUUAUCACAUCUUUUACCGUCUGCUUGCCGGUUUGGACAAGGAGGAAAAGAACAGCCUCCACCUGACGGUGGCAGAAGAUUAUCACUACCUCUCCCAGGGAAACUGUUUUGCAUGUGACGGGAUGGAUGAUGAAAAAGAAUUUGCAAAUAUUCGAAGAGCAAUGAAGGUAAUCACGUCUGAAUAUUAUUGACAUCAUAAAAGAGAGUUAAAUACAAACGACCCACGUGUCGGCGAAAGGGAAGAGAGAUGGACGGGCGUGGUCGCGUUGGUGCUGUUUUGUUAUGGGAGAUGUGGUGUCCCAAAACCUUCAGCAUUAAGCGCACAGGUUAAUACGCAGUAUGGGUUACUAUUUUAGGGAUGAAGGUAAAGAGGAAAUCAUUAAAAACCAUAUAGAUGGUAGGGAAAGUAGAGGAAACUUAAUAUGUUGUUUGAGCAUUUGGGUGAUAACUCGGUGUGGCUAGGCCAAGUCAUUCAAAGUAGAGACUAGGGGGAAGGAUUUCUACUGUCGCGUACUUUUUGCGUGCUAAAAUAAUGAGGCAAUGUAUGGAAGGUCGCGCGUAAACGUAAAAGUCGAACCUCGCUCAACUUUUACGUUUACGCGCGGCCUUUCAUACAUCGGCGCUAAUUUAUUUGUAAACAUAAAUUUUACGCGCGUACGCUACACGUAAAAAUUACACGACAGUGGAAAUCCGCCCUUAGUCUCUACUUUGAUGACUUGGCCUAGCCUCAGUAUUUAAGCGCCUAAAAUGUACGUACGUACGCAGUUAAAAAUUACGCGACAGUGGAAAUCCACCCUGUGGGAGGAGUCAGUUAUUUCGUUAUUGAAUGCAUUCAGUGAUGAUUAAUAUGUGCGUGUUUUUAUAUUCUCAGGUGUUAAUGUUUUCCGAAAAAGACACUUGGAUAUUAUUCACCCUGUUAGCAGCGGUUCUUCAUCUUGGAAAUUUGCGCUUUGAAGGUAAAACGCAAGAGAAAAACGAGUAACAAAACAUUAUUCAUAUAGGUGAACGGCUCUGACCAAUCGUUGCUUCUCAAACAGUUCAGAUCAGCUUCUGCACCGCAUGUGGCUGCAGUUAGUUUAUCUUACCAUAAAGAAGAGCUCAAUACAAUGCAAAGAAAAAUUAUGGUCAACCUUCGUGGGAUUUUAUUUCCAGUAGGUCUCAAACAAUAAGCCAAGAUGUUACAACACCUCUUGGUGAAAUUUUCUCUAGCCUCCUCGUAAUUAUCCAUCAUAGGCACCACUCACUUUAAAUUAAAGUAAGGCCAAAAGCAAGAACUGUUUUUUUAUGGCCUUUUCUCAGUUGACGCUGUCACUUUCGUCUGAAAUUUUUGAAAAAAAGUGAUAUUAAACUUAAAGUGUUUUCAGGUUAAAUAUGUCUUUGAAUUAUUUUUCAUGAUGCACAGCUCUGAUUCAAGACAACAUGGAGGCUUGUGCAAUUUUAAAUGAGGACAGCGUUGACUCGGUGGCUCAUCUCUUACAGGUAGGUAUUAGUGGAUGUUCUAUGUGGUCUUAAGAUGGUGAAGGGAGCUAUAUUGCACAUGCAUGCUACAUACCCGGUUACAGCACCUUGUCUUUUUUCCUACCUUUAAUACGUAAAAACGUAUUAGCUACAUGACUCCAGGGUAAUCAUGCGCUCGGGCAGUGUACCAUGUAGGGAGAACUAUCCGAUACCUUGUAGAUCAUGCAUCGAUUAAUAGCAUACGUUUUUAGCUAGAUACAGCGCCUUCACAGUCAAAUUGCUUCUACGCCUGUGUUCUUUAUUCCUUGCUGCAAAUUCAGGAUAUAUAUAAGGGAGUUUUGGUAGCUGAAUACUGUUGACGAACUGAGAACUUGCUACCCUUAUUAAUUAUUCAACUGAUUUCUAAAAAGCCGGCAAUUUUAUCGAUUAUAGAUUCCCACAGAGGAAUUCCACAAGGCGUUUACAAGUAAAUCAACAUAUGCUUCUGGAGAACUUAUUUACUCUCCUAUUGGCGUGGAAAGCGCCAGGCACAUUAGAGAUGCGUUUGUAAAGGGAAUUUAUGGACGACUGUUCAUCUGGAUUGUAAGCAAGAUCAACUCGUCUAUAAGCGUAAAACAUACAGUGAGUAUUUUUUGUAUCUUCUUGUCCAAGUCGCUACAUGAGCACACAAACAAACUGAUCGAGGAGGCCCACAGUGUCUCAAAACCCAUGCCACCAAUCAAAAAGCAAUAUAUGCCACACCCCUGGUCACUCAUACUAACAACAGAUUUACAAUCACCUUGAAAACAUUAUUAAGUUAUCGUGAUCGGCGGGAUUUGACUUAUUUGAGAGCCGACAUUCGGGAUUUCAUAGGAAAAUGGGGGCGAGAUUGGGGAUUGUAACUAUGCACGGGAUGGUGGAUGCCAAAAAUAACCAUCAGGAUUACUUGUUUGAGCACUGAACUGGGAUUGAAGAACCGAUCGUGCAUGCAUUGGGGACCCUCUGUCAUAUCUCUCUUAGUGAGAAUCAUGACUGGUGCUGAGAGUUCCUCUCAACCGAGAUGUCUAACUAAAAAGAGUGGGAACAAAAAUGUAUGAAAAAGGCGAGGAUCAACUCCAGUAGGGAGAUGUCCGUAUUAUAGAGGUUAUUGGCAGUGUAUCAGGCGGUAAUCCUGGAAUCUGCUUCCAUUUCAUUCUUCACUUUAAGGCUGAUUCAGAGCUCGAAGGUCGAGUAUGUCUUGGUGUCCUCGAUAUUUUCGGUUUUGAAAACUUUGAAGUUAACAGGUGAGAAAUUAAUUUAUUGUUUUAUUGAUUUAUCAGUUAUCAUUGGUUAUGUAGAUUGAACAGCUAUUUUCCCAGUUUUGAACCAGUAGUGAUGUGCUUAUUUCUCGCCAGAAGCUUUAUUUUCGUUGUCUUGUGUCUGUAUGCAGUCUGAUUUCACACAAACACCCAAAUUAACCUAGUUUAUAAAUCUAUCUGUGACUAUUAGACGUCGAGCUUUGUAACGGCUUUUAAUCCACUUCCACCCAAACCCGCCCGCUCUAAUUCUGGAAUUGAACCCCAUCCAAUUCACCACUUUUUAACCGUCAUAGACAACUUUGACGCUAUUAUCUUGAGCAGGGAAAUAGUUCAUCUAAAUCAUACCUAAAUUAAAAGAUGAUCAGAAACUAGAGUGACAAGCAAACCACUUGGGAAUAAAAGGCUCAAACUAUUAAGUUCUGUGGUAAUUAUAAGUUACAGUUACUUGAUUGAAGACUUACACAAACAGAUACAUGCCUCCACACCUUCAGUACGACUGGUUGUAGCCCAAUCCAUGUAACCAAAGGUGGAUUUCCACUGUCGCUUAAUUUUUACCUGAGUGCGCAGGAAAAUUUUAUGCACGUAAAUAAAAUAGGGGCGAUGUAUGGAGUAGAAAUCCACCCUAACGCAUAUUUCCUCUUCCAGUUUUGAACAGCUGUGCAUCAAUUAUGCUAAUGAAAAGCUUCACAGUUUCUUCGUUGACCACGUUUUCAAGAUGGAGCAGGUGAGUGAGAAGUCAGGAAUCUAGAGACUGGUAUGGUAUUAAAAUGGAGGGUCAGAACGUACAGCUUUUUCGAGAAAGGUUGUCGAAAAACGUGCACGUCACAAUCCCGAAAGGUAUUGUGAGUGUUUUGCGUUCACUCAAGUUCUUCAAGGAAAUUUGAAAGAAUGGCAUCAGAGGCCAUGGACGUAUGGCUGCUGGUGCCAAAAGAAAGCCGCAAAAGUAGGUUCGACAGCUACAGUGUAUUGAUCAUAUCCCAUAUUACCUUUCGGGCUUUCUCGAAGUAGCUGGAUGCAAUACUUCUUUUACGGCGUUUCCUGGUAUAUAUGUUGUAGUUAAUUUUUAUUUCAGUUAAUUUUUAUUUUUCUAUUGUUUCUGAGUAUGGUUAUGCAUGCUAAUGAAUUUAAAAACAAAGGAAAACCAAAAAUUAACUGAAAUAAAAAAUUAACUGCAACAUAUAUGACACAGCUGUAUUGAACUUAUAAGACUACCACUAAGCAAACGAGAAAAUUCAAUCCUAGAUCAGAUCAACGAUCGUUGUAAAAUGCAUUGGAGUAUGUUGAUAACUUUUGCUACUGACAAUUUUUAGCAUGUGGGGCAUUUGCAGUGCUUGAUUCCUAAUGGAAUAACCCUCUGUGUUUUCUGUUCGGUGUAGGCUGAGUAUAGUCGCGAAGGACUCAAUUGGAGUCCUGUGGACUUUGUUGACAAUCAAGAAGUUGUGGAAACUUUGGCAAAUAAACCUCUAAACUGCUUUGCUCUUAUGGACGAAGAGAGCAGAUUCCCUCAGGUAUAGAUGCUGUUGGCGCUUAUUUAAUAAGUCAAUAAUCUGUCUCCUCCAGAAAAUGAAUGUAAGGCACACUCUAUCCCUUGAAUAAGAAUCCCAUACUAGCAUGCGAACGCUUCACGAACGGAAAUACGUCUGCGUUCGGAGGCUAAUCCCAAACCGACCAAGGCUCACGAUAGCUCGUUGGUAUCACUCAUGUGAGGUUUUCUAUAUUUUGUAAUCAGAAAGCGUUUUAAACAUGAAUUUUCACAUCUUUUGAACGCAAUCAAGCUACACUAACUGAACGUUGCACAAUUCUAGAGCGACAUUCACUGGUGAUAUUACUGACUAGUCGGAUUACAAUUAUCGUAAUUACGUAAGACCUCAUACACUUCACUUUCAUAGUAAUGUUAUUCCUAUUCAGAAAAAAUAGAGUACAGUUCACUUGGAACACGAAUUUCUUUGACUCUCUCUCUCUCUGCUUUAAUUUAAUUUGUUUUUGUCUUUCGCCAAAAAAUAUAUUUAGUUCAAGUUAAUACUAAGCUUGUCUCGGCUGUGAAGGACUUGUUUAUUUAAAUUCACUAUUUCUGCUUCCUUUGUUUUUACAGGGAAACGAUGAAUCGUUUUUGCAUAAAUUGACUGCUCAUCAUGUUAAAAGUAGCUGCCUUUUUAAAUCCAAGUCUCGCUCCAGAGCUUCGUUUGGCGUGGUUCACUUCGCUGGAAUAAUUGAGUACGACGUUACAGGUGAAGCAAUUGAGAAAUCCUUUAUUUCACUCGCGAACUCCGAAAUGUUUGCAGCCAGCGCACUGGCCUAGGAGGUUAAACAAUGAAUUGAAUCUCCUUCAAUUUUUCCAGUGGUGUGAGUGCAUGCAUAGUAAACCUUAGUUUUUGAGGUCUUUUUUUAGCACUGAACAAAUUCAAUGACAGUUUAAAAAGGUCUGACGUUUUUGUAAGAGUUAUCUUUGCCUGCUGACCUUUCUGGCUGUGUUUUUCUGAGCGGAAGAGAAUAAGAACUUGUUUAUUCUAAUAUAAGAUUUAUGCGGAUUUCCGCAACCUUUUAUAUCUGCAUAUCUGCAUCUUUCAUAGGCAUCCUGGACAAAAAUAGAGAUACCUUCAGUGCUGAUCUUGUUGGGCUCGUUUGUGAAAGUAAAAUGGAGUUCCUUUUUGACCUGUUCGCCAAAGAAAUGUCCAUGGUAAUUAUUAGUCAUGAUUUUAUGUUCUUUCGAGGAGAAAAAGGCCGCGUCUCUCUGUUCUAUCAAAAUAUAAAGGCUAAAAUAAUAAUGUUCCCUGGCCGGGCACUCUUAUUGGUACAAAUUAAGGCGCUAGUUUUCCCCCGUGGCUCUUCACGGUCUCUGGCCCGUGUACAGCACAGACCCCUUCUCUCUCUCCCUGAUAUCUUUUUGUAAUUAUACUUAAGUUGGUUUAAUAUUUGAACGAAGUCUAAGUUAUCCUGGUGGGGAUUUGUAACAGUUAUUGGACCUUCGCGCAUGCGGUUCACAAGUGGAUUGAUUACAUUUAGAUACGUUUUUUGUAGUCUUAAGCGAUAUGCAAGUGACUUUGACCAGCUCGAAACAGUGGCUCACUCCAGCUUUAUACCUGGUCCAUUUAAUUUAGUCAGGACUGAGUUCUAAUGAGACCUUAAAAUGGAUAACUUUAGGACACGGGUCAUAUCGAUAUUUUUUUUCUAGGGCGAAGAAACUAGAAAACGAUCACCAACAUUGAGUGCACAGUUCAGAAGAUCUCUAGAUGUCUUGAUGAAGAUGCUAUUAAACUGUGAACCGUCUUUUGUUCGCUGCAUUAAACCCAAUGAACUAAAGAGAGCCAUGGUAUGUCACCAAUUGUCCUGAAAAUAGUGACUUUUACAUCGUCAACUUAGCGUAUGAUCCCCUUUUGUGGUUGCAUUUCAUCUUAAUUCCGUUUUUGCCACCUUAUAUCCUAUUGAAAGCGCUAAUAGAUAGGUACAUACAAUCUAACCAAACUGAAUCAACCUAAAGCUGCUUUAACCAGGUGCAAAUGUGCGUGGGAGCACUUCUCUCAGCAUUUCUCGCUUUCACUCCCUAAAGGGGAGUCCAGCUAGCAGAGGGUGUUCGACCCCCUCCACAAGAGAUUAAAAGGGGAUUUUCUUUUUAUGGAUUCAAAUUGAUUGUAUAUAAGAAUCUAUUGAUGUAAGAAUAAAACAUACAGAGUACUCGGGAGAAAAGGCCCCCUGGCCUUGGCAUACUUAUGAAUUAAUUGAAACCUGUUUCCCUUCCAAAUCCAGAUAUUUGAUCGUCAUUUGUGCUGGCAGCAACUGAAAUACUCAGGAAUGUUAGAAACUGUCAAGUAAGAAAAUAAACUCGUUGAAUGAUUGACAAAAAAUCAUUUUUUCUACCCUGUGCGGGACCUCAUUUGUUAUUAGAAAAAUUAUUAUUAUUAAUAUUAUCAUUAUUUUAAAUAAAUUACCCUCCUGCACUGAGACUACUGCUAGUAUGGGUUAAAAUUAAACGGGAAAAUACGUCAAGUUAUCCUUAAGAUUAUUUAGAGUCAGGAAACUAUUACAGGAAUCUCCAGCUAAAAAUACAUUCAUUUCCAAAAAUUACCGGGUUAAUCCGGGAGAAUGGGAGCCAGUCAUGAUACUAUUCCCAGUCCUUUAAGCGACGUCGUACGUCGUGAGCUGUUUUUCACUUUUCAAGAUGGCGGCUUCACCAUCGCCUUCAUUGAAACUCUUACUCUCAACACCGACAUUAUCGUCAAGACCAAGCUCCAGGUUUGAAUUUACCAAGUCCCACUUCAAAGCAGCGUUUGGUCUAAAAGAAUAAUACAUAAGUUUAACGGUUAGCUUUAAACAAAGAAAAAAGUAACUGGAAUUAUGUUUUUAACUUACAGGAUUCGCAAAGCUGGUUUUGCUAUUCGUUAUACUUUUGAGGAAUUCAUAAACAGAUAUUAUGUUAUUAUGAAGGAUUUAAAGAUACCUCGAACUGAUCCACGGGAGAUGUCAGAGACAUUAGCGAAAAGACUUCUUCCUGAUGUUGAAUGGACAAUAGGAAAUCGAAUGAUAUUCUUAAAGGUGGGUUAAUCACUACACUUUGAUUAAAUAUCCUCCCUUAACCCAACAUUUUAGUCAAAGAAGUUCGUGUUAGCGUUGAGUUAGGGGAGAGGUAGUUAAGAAGUUUCCCAGAAUCUUAUACUGAUCGAAACAAUUUGGCGCCUAUCUUAUAACUGGUGCAAUUUCACUCCGUUAAAUGAAAGCGUGUUCAACGGAAAAUUGUAUAAGUGUAAAUGAGUCUUGAGUCUAGUAAAAAAGUUUGAAUCUCUCGGAUUUACUCCCAGUAACUGCUCUGAUAAUACGUACGGUACAUAUAGUGACAAACCUAAAACUGAAUAAAUGCUAACCAUUUUGAGUCAGUGCGUUGUUAACCCUUCAUACUACUGUAGUCAGUUCUAAGCCCUAAUCACCACAGACGUGCUUAAGCCCUAAUCUCUACUGUCUGUGUUCAACUUUAACUGCCAUUUUCAGUGCUUAAACCUGAUCACUAUUUUCAGUGCUUAACACAGGCCUGUUUCAUAAGCUUGACUUAUGACUCAUUAACUCAUAAAUAAACAAGCUUUCUUGGUUUAGCAGGGACUUUGGCUAGAUAAAAUUUGUCUUUCUCUUCAGGGAUCCAUUUCUUUUAUCAACUGAACCAUCCUGUUUAUUCCAAUUAGCAGUUACUGAAGCGUUUCCUCUACUCUUAUAGGGUAUUUAAGGCCAAACAUGUCAUAUUUGUUUACAGGAUCACCACGGUGACAUCCUAGAACAAGCGCGUGAUGCUUUAUUGACCAAUGCAGUAAUUGUACUUCAAAGAUCAAUAAAGAGGUUUUUGCAUGGAAGAAAACAUCGCAAACAGUCACGUGCGGCUGUGAUGAUUCAGAGGACUUGGAGAAGACAUCGUGAUGAGAAAACUUAUCAAAAGGUCUGUCUGUAACUUUACUGUUAUGUGAUUGGCAGAUCUCAAUCAAUUACCAACGAGUAACUAAGAAGCCUACCCCUUUCAGGGAUUUCAAGAUACCAUGACGCGACAGCAGCAAACACAUUCUCCUAUCAGCCUAUAAAGUGGAUUCCCCUUCUUUCAGAUUUUAAACAUGAACCACGCGAAUGAUUUUAGGCCAAAUUGCACUCCACCCAGUCCCGCACUUACCAUUAUCAAGCAAUCUUUAGGAAGGUCAUACAUACAUUUGUGGAUUGAUCAAAAUUUACUUCUCGAUCAGUUCUAAUCAACCUUUCACGAACUGAGCCCUGUAUGGUUUCAUAACCAGCAUGCUAGCAUGCAAUUAUGCCGUAUACGCUGUAGUGUUAAUACGAAUUUCAUGAUUAUCCCCGAGAAGAGGGUUUUGUAUAAACCUACCAAAAAAUCAAUGAUAUAAUCGUUCUGUUCCUUAAAGGUUGUGAAGGGAAUAACUAGACUCCAGGCUACUGUGAAAGCAAGAGCUUUAUAUGCUAAGUUCCGGCGCAUGCGUGAAGAUAAGCAGAGAGCAGAGCAAGAAAGACAGCAAAGAUUAAAGCGAGAAAGACAGCAGAAGGAACACGAAGAAAAAUUAAAGAAGGUAUAAAAAAUUAUGAUAGUUAAAGCAUGAUAACUUAAAAUGAUGAUUUUGCAACUUUGUUAGUAUUGCCCUUUUUUUGUUUACAGUGUUUUUGUUUAUAGUGAACGCCAAGUUUAGUAAACGAUGACUGUGUUCUUUAACAGGCACAAGAAGAAGCAGCAGCACAAAUUCAGGAGAUGUUUAGCUUUAUUGCGAAAGAGGAAGAAUCAUAUACCAAGAAAGGUUCCUAAAAUGUUCAGUAUCAAUUUCAUAUUUAGCUGAAAAAAUGAAGAAAAAAUAUUGAGUGACGAACCACCUCAAGCCUGACUAGCUGUUAUGACAUGUCAACCUGAUACAGCCCGAGUCAAGACACGAUUAUGAGGGUCUCCAAUAAGUUUUUCGGGAUGCGGGAUUUCCCUUAUUUUUAUUUGAGGCUCGGGAUUCAGGAUUUUAAAGCGAAAUCGGGGCGAGAUUCGGGAUUGAAAGUAUGUGCGGGAGGUGGGAUGCCAAAAGUAACCCUCGGGAUUACGAGUUUGCCCGAAAUUUGGGGUCGGGAUUACGGGAUAGAAAAACCCUGUUGGGAACCCUCGAUUAGGAACCGUCUCUCGAUAAAGGAAUCUUCCGAACUUCUUUAAUUUAUAAUUAGUUUGCUUAAAUUAAAUGUUUCGUUGUGGUUUUGUCAUAUAACUGUCACUUUGUUUUUAGAAGAGAAGAUUGAGAAGAGUAACUCAGCAAAUGCCGCCCGUAAGCCUCAUGAAACACAACAGAAAUCUUCAUCUUUAGGAGCAAGUUUAGUCGACGGUGUAAGAAUAUUUGAGGAACUUAACAGACCAGGUUUGCAUAAACCUAAAUUUGUUUAUAUCUUUGCAGGAAGAGAAAAGUUAUUCUGAAUAUAUCAUUUCCGUCGUUUUUUGUCGUUGUUGUGACAACUGGCAAAUGCCAUUCUACUGAAGUAAUCAGCCCGCUCCCAGGUCUUAGCUUUAUUUUUGCAUGAGCUGUAUAAUUCCGGAAAUAACAGACCGGUUUUGGGAAGGUGGAUAGUUUCACUUUAAAGUAACCUAAAUCUAUAACGGACUAGGAGAGAGAAAUAUCGCGAAAAUCACUAUCUCGUCUACCCUCUCAGGCUUAGAAAACCUCGUCCCCCUACAACAGAUGUCUCAGCCUAACUUUUACUUCAGUGUAUGUAGUUUCUUUUUUGGGGGGGAGGGGGGAAGGCAAAGCGGGGAAAGGUAAUUUCUAUAUGUAUAAGUACUCUUCUGAUCAACCGUCCUUUUCCUAUUUCCUUCAAAUUCCAUUUCCCGACUUUUUACUCAAUUUUCUCCCUCUAUCUCUGCUACUCCUCAAUUGAUUUCUGCCAGUGGACGUGGCACCACUAUGAGCCCAUCCUACACAAACCCUUAGCACACAACGUAUUUGUUUUACUACUUUUGUUUAUACUGGUGACGACUUUAAGAUAACGUUAGGGCACAUUGAUUUUUUUCCCAGCUGUUUCGAGUUACAACCCCAGUUGGUAUAGUAGAUUGGGGCAUGUAACACAGUCAGGCUCGUCCGACCUUGCCAUCACAUUAACAGCCUUAAUCCUUGGAUUAGCGUGUCAGGGUUCAACCAAUGACGAUCAAGAAGUUUCAUCUCGUGAUGAGCCUGAAAAGAGGUACGUAAAGUUGGUUAUCCUACCUUACUCUUAUUCCCCGGAAAAAGUGUUAUGCCUGAUUGAAAAGCUGAUCCCUUAAUGAACAACCGAAAAUUGAUUUCUAUUUUUCGACAGGGAGCCAGAAUUUGUAUCUCCCCUGCGAACCAAGCCUAAAGGUCCUCAAGGAUCAUUCAAGUGGCGUUCUGGCCAAUCAUAGUUAAUUUCUCCGCUACACAAGAGCAAGAUGAAUGUCUACCAAUGGUAACAAACCAUAGCCAAGUGUCACAUUUACUGAAGGGAAUUAUGCUCAUCAUUAUGGAGAGAGAGACUUGCCUACCAAACAUACAGUGUAAUGAAGGCGUGACUCAACGUCACUAGACGUCAGGUCACUAGGUGAGUCACAUGGUUGGUCAUUGAACAGUUCAAGCCCGCUCGGAAGGAUAGGCACAUUGGAGUAUCGAACUGGUUGACUGGGUGAACAAACUGCAUUUUGCCGUACCCGAUUCUAUAGAACUGGGCCCAGUUGUUCGAAGGCGGAUUAGCACUUAACCCAGGGUUAAAUUUAACCCAGGAUUCUCUCUCUUUUGUUCAAAAGCAUUUUCUCGGACAAUUUUCUCUGUUAUUUCUAAGAGCAUCCAAUCAUCAACUUGUUGACAGAAAGAAUUAAACUGAAUGUACUUUUUAAGCAUUCAAAUCUGAUUUCAAAUUUCGUACUAACCCUGGGUUAUUUUAACCCAGCUUUGAACAACCCGGCCCCGUACUAUAGCUGCUCCUUAUUGAGGACAAAUAAAACUUUACUGAUAGAAAACAUCGAUCGUUACGUUACGAGCUCUACUGCUUUUAAAUCAGUGCUCUUGUCCUUGUCAACAGAUCUGGGACAUAAGAGGAGUUACUGGGGAUGGAUAUUAAGCUUCAUUUAAAUGUUGUCUUGAUAAUGUUAAUAAACUCAAACCGCUUUCCUGCAAUAAAACCAUAAACGACAGAAAGUACUUUCUGUGGACUUU